AUGAGCUCGUCUGCGGGCCUCGCCUCGCGCGUCGCCACGCCGGCGGCGCUCCGGGGCUCGGACCGCGAACGCGGCCGGCGUGAUCGCCGUUCGUGCGUCGUCGUCAAGGCGAGGAGGGGCGUUUCGUCGCUCAGCGGAGAGCCUUACGAUCGUCGCGGCGACGUCCGCAGGCCCGAUCUCCCACGGCUCGACGCCGGACCCCCGCUCGUGGACUCCCCCGCGCGAUACGCGGACGACUCCGAUCUCGCAUCCGCGAGCGGCGACGUCGUGACCACGAUGUGGCUCCCCAUGCGCGACAUGGGCCUCGGAGACGCCGGCACCGACGUGGGGAUGCUCCAGGAAGCCUUCGGGCUCCCAGCCACCGGCGUGUACGAUAAGAACACGUCGAGGAAGAUCGCCCAGUGGCAGGCGGCGAACAACCUCCCGCGGUCGGGCUACUUCGGCGCCGCGUCCAGGGAGGUCUUCGCCAGGUCGGCUCAGAUGCAGAUGCGCAGGGUGGUGGUCACGUCCGAGACGUACGGCACCGGGGCUGCGACGCACCCGGUCGAGCGCCCGCGCCGCGCGCCGACGACCAACAUCCGCGUGACGGUCGGCGUCGACCCGGUCGGUGCAUCCGGGGCGACGCGACCGCCCCCGCAUCAGGGAGUCGCGUCGUUACUCGGGUGGUCGCUGGGGUUCACCGCGAUCGCCACCGGGGCGAUCAAAAUCCGCGACGGCGUCAAGAGGAGCGCGUCGAGGAAAAAGACCGACUUGGGGUACUACGCGUCGCGUCGCGCGGCGGCGCAGCUCGCGGGGGCGCCGCGACGAACGACGACGUCGGACGAAGACGACGUCGGAUACGACUUUAACAGACGUUUCACCGAUCAGACGCCGAAGCGUCGACCGGACGCCGUCGUCGCGCGGGCGUCGUCGUCGCGGCACACGCCCGUCAGCGGCGAUUACUCCACGUUCGGGCACACCGCGGACGGGCGGGCCCGGCGCGGUGCCGGAGCCGGAGCCGGGGGCGGAGCCGGGGGCGGCGCGGCGGUAUCCGAGAGGCCUCGCCAGUCGGCGCCGGAGCGACGGGGGGGCUCCGAGGGAUCGGCCCCGCUCACAGGGUUCGCGAGCGAUUGGGGCGAAAAGCUCGCGGGCAUGUCCGCCGGUCUCAUCGAGCGUUCGAGGAUAGACAAGCUGGUUCGCUCUUACAAGGGAAGCGCCAGCGGGAAGGGGACGAAACCGCCGCCGCAGCAGCAGCAGCAACAACAGCAGCAGCAACAGCCGGCGAAGGUUGAGAACAACGUCGUGCGCGCGCCCGUGGCGUCGCCGCCCGAGGUCGACGUCGACGUCGAGGCGGACGCGGCGGAAGACGAGACCGACGAGGCGAAGGUUCCGGUUGACGCCGAGGAGCGGAAGAGGCGCGAGAUGGCGGCGCGCACGAUGGAACUCCAGAGAGCCGCGCUGGAACGCGAGAGGGUGGCGCGUGAGGACAGAGAAGCCGCCGCCGCCGCUGAAGCCGCCGCUCGGGAGCAGGUGGAGCAGGCGGAGCAGGCGGCGCAGGCGGAGCGUUUGGAGCAGGCGGAGCAGGCGGAGCAGGUGGAGGAAGCCACUGCCGAGGAAGACGUCGAGUCGGUCGAGGAGGAGGAGCCGCCGAUGACCAGGUCCGAGGCUGAGUUUGAGGCGAUGGCCGCCCUCGAGGCCGCCGCUCAGGCAGCCGCCGACCUCCAAUCCGUGAUCGAGGACGACUCCAUCGACGAGGAGGAGAAGGCCUUCCUCGCCGCCGAAGCCGCCGACGCCGCGAUGACAAUCAUGGACGAGGCCAGGGAGGUCGUCACGACGCAGUCCGACAUCGAGAAGCUCGAGAAGUUCCAGCGCGAGCUCGAGGAGCGCGAGGCGGUGCGAAGGCGCGAGCAGGUGAAGCGGUACAACGAGAACCGCGAGCGAGAGCAGCGCGAGAAGCAGCGAAUCGAACGCGAACAGAGGGAGGAGGCGCAGCGGAAGAUCAAGGAGGAGAGGGAGGCCAAGGAGAGGGACGGCCGCGUCGGUCACGCCAAGUUCGCGGAUGGCAAGAAGGACGAGGACGUCAACUUUGCGCAGCGGGUCCGAGCCGCCAGCGUGGACGCCGAGAGGGUGAACAAGAAGGCGGAGAUGACGUUUGAGCAGAAGAAGGAGAUGGACUUCGCGGCGCGCGUGAAGGCGGCCAUGGAGCAGGCGCAGCAGACGCCCGAUUUCAAGUUUGGGGCGGACUCCGAGGACGACGAGGCCGAGGAAGAUGGGCCAGAGUCUGAAGCCGAGACCGGGAAGGAGCCCGAGCCGGAACCCGAGAAGGAGGUCGAGAAGAUCGAGUCCGCCUCCGCCGCCGUCGUCGAGAAGGUUGAGAGGAAGGAACAGAAGACGGUCAAGGAGAAGAAGGUCGAGGAGAUUGCGAAGAAGGAGGAGCAUCCGAAGGUCGAGGCUGACAAGGGCGUCGAGGCUGAGGAGGACGUCAAGGCUGACAAGGACGUCGAGGCUGGGGAGGACGUCGACGACGACGGCGACGCCUGCGAGGACGGCGAACUGACCCUGGAGUGCCUCGGCAUGCCGGACGACGAUUUCGCAGACGACGACUUCUUCUCCCGCGUCGAAGCCGCCGCGAGGGAGGCUGAGGAGAUGGACCUCGCCGAACGCAUCGAACGCGGCGAGGCGGUCCCGACGCCCACGCCCGAGCCGGAGGAUGACGAGGACGAGAAGGCCCUCGCGGCGCUCGAGGCUGAGCGCGAGUGGAAGGAGGAGGAGGCGCGUCAACGCCGAGAGCGCAAGAAGGAGGAGGACGAGGUCUGGGCCGCCGCCGCCAAGGCCAAGCAGGAGGAGAUCGCCGAACAGAUGAAGAAGGCGGCCGAGGCUGAGAAGGAGUGGGAACAGAUGAUGGCGGCCGCGGACGACGACGACGUCGGCGCCGAGGGCGCCAAGGCUUCCGCCGAGUGGCCGAUACCCGGGACGGCGGCGUACAAGGCUCGCGAGAUCAUCGCGCCGCCACCCGCGAUGCCCCCGGGUCUCAACGGAACGGACGCGGAGGUGGACGAGGAGGCGGUGCGCGCGUACUUCGCGGACGAGGAGAAGAGGAAGGCCGAGGCCAAGGCUGAGAAGGAAGAGGAAGAAGCCAAGGCCAAGGCUGAGAAGGAAAAGGAAGCCAAGGCCAAGGCUGAGAAGGAGAAGGAGGAAGCCAAGACUAAGGCUGAGAAGGAGAAAGACGUCGCUGACAAGAAGGACGACGAGGCGCCUCCCAAGAAGAAGAAGGGCGGUAAGUUCGCGGCGAUGCUGGACGACGACGCCGUCGAGUCCGACUGGAAGAACCGCAACAAACCCCCGGCUUCAAGCCUCGACAAGAAAAAGAAGGAGGAGGAACCCGAGAAGAAGGAGGAACCCAAGAGGGAGCAAGAACCCAAGACCGGGCAAGAACCCAAGACGGACCUCGACGCCGCGCAGGCCAAAGUCGACGAGAAGAAGGCCAAGCUCGCGGAGCUCCGGGGCGAACCCGUCGCGCCCGAGACCUCCGAGGAAAAGAAGGAGCGCGAGCUCGCGGUGUCGCGACUCGUCGGCGACGCCAUCGAAAAUGUGGUCGACAAGCUGAACGUCGAGGCGCUCAGCGACUGCGACGACGACGACUACACCGACAGCGAGGAGUGCGCCGAGGACUUCGUCGAGCCGCCCGAGCCCAAGGGGGAGCCGGAGCGGAAGCCCGAGCCGCCCGCGGAGGAGCCCAAGGCUGAGGCCAAAAAGACGGAGCUCCCGCCGCUUCCCCCGAUUGGCACCGAGGAGAGGACGUACUCGCUGUUCGGCGCCGAUCCCAACGCCCCGCGCGAGCCCGAGCCCGUGGAUGAGGUUUCCGAGGAACCGCCGGGCGGGUGGCCGGCGUCCGCGCUGCUCAAACCCGGGGAGCACGAGUUGAUGACGCCCGGAGCCGGGAUGGGCCACGCGAUGGAUUCUUCGGAGAUUCAUCCGGAGGACGCCGGCGACCACUUCUUCGACUCGCGCGUCGCGCAGCAGCUCGCCAAGGCGAAGGAGAUCAGCGGCGAUUCGUCCUUCGACGAGGAGGACGACGACGACCUGGACUUCGACGAGCGCGUGGCGCGGGCGCUCGAAGAGGCGGAUUACCGCCAGCGCCCCGUCGACUCGGAGGGCGACGCGGACUUUAUCCAGUCGCAGGUUGACGCGCAGCUGGAGGAGGAGGGCGAGCGCGCGGUGGAGCUCUGGUCCGAGGACGCGGAUCACGUGGGAUGGGAGACGCGUCAGUCCCUGGACGGGUCCCCGCGCGAGCCCUGGUUCGUCAAACCCGAGGAGCACGAGCUGGGUACCCAGUGGGACCACAAGGUCCUCUCCGUCCUCUCGGAGCGGUACGGCCCGGGGUACCUCGGCGAGGGCGUGGACCCGCGCUUCGGCGUCGCCGCGGGAUGGAACUGGAAGAACGGCGGGUUGAAGCCCUCCCCCGCCAAGCUCGAGAUGAUCGCGGCGUACGAGGGCCUGGAACACAUAUCGCCGCCCCCGUUUGAUUUCGAAGAAAACGACGAAGAGAUCGCUCGGCUGCAGCGCGAGCGCAACUGGGAAAAGGAAAAUCCCAACCAGGCCGCCCUCGGCGUCGUUCCGCUGAUGCCGGGCCCGCCCGAGACUGGUCCGCCGUCGCCCAAUAAGUCGUGGGACGCGGACGACGUGAGGGAACACAUGGUUCCGCCCCAGCGGGGUAAGUUUGGCAAGCAACCCGAUCCCCCCGAGCUGUACUAUCAGCCCACCCGGGACCAACUCAACGAGGACCAGGCGAACGAGACCGAGGCGCCCGAGGGGUCCCAGACUCGGGAACAAGACGUCCCCGAGACGAUCGUCGAGGCUGUGGAGAAGAAAGUGGAGAAGAAGAACGGCGCCGCCGCCAAGGCGGAGGCGGUGCCUUUCCCGGAGGAGGGCGAGGUGGGGGCUGGCAACAGGAAGUCGAGCUUCUCGCCGCCCGCCGCGGAGGCCGUGGUGAAGAAGGAGGAGAAGAAGGAGGAGAAGAAGGAGGAGAAGAAGGAGGAGGCGGCGCCAAAGCCCAAGAAGAAGGGCAAGUGGGGCGCGCUCAUGGAAGACUAAUAA
Micromonas commoda is the source of this 5076-nucleotide messenger RNA. RefSeq lists its product with no specific name. The record is from RefSeq and is a predicted model, not a curated record. NCBI's taxonomy places the organism in Eukaryota, Viridiplantae, Chlorophyta, Mamiellophyceae, Mamiellales, Mamiellaceae. The transcript is spliced from 2 exons. The coding region runs from base 1 to 5073 and encodes 1690 amino acids.